AUGGACCUUGUGGACCAGAUGGACUAUCUUCCUACGCUUUCGCGUCUGGAUUUGGAACGCUAUUUUAGAAGGCCGCUUUAUCAAGCCAUCCUUGACAAAUCUGGACGUUUACACCAACCGAUGAGGUUUGCUUCGGCGGACGAUGUGGAUCCGUUCCGGCUAAUUACGAUUGGGCCUCUCAACUCUAAGUUUGACUACGACAGACUUCAUCGCCUAGUGGAUGUCCUAUGCAUCAAACACUCUCUCCCCGUGCCAGCUUUUGUCGACAUGACUGGCGAUGAAAAUUGGGGGAUUUUGGUAUAUCAUAAUUUCUUGAGGAGAAAAAUAUAUGACAUAAGCACUGCUUCCAUUGCCAUUAGACAAUUUCCUUUCUAUCCUCUACUCUCGAUUGAGAGUCAGUACGGUUGGUAUCCUUAUCGCUCGAUACUACGUCUCGAAAGUCCCUUUCCUUCAGCUGUGAAGGACUCAAUGUCCGACUCUGAAUCAGGUUCUUCAGUUUCUUAUCGUGUAACAUCCCAAGAGAAAGACUCUGUAGUAGGGAAUUAUUCUGACUUUAAUUCUGAUGUAUCUUCUCAAGAAAAUGACAAUGGCAAUCUGGUGUCUUCUCAAGUAAAGGAGGAUUAA
Molecule: messenger RNA, 624 nt
Organism: Melampsora larici-populina 98AG31
Lineage: Eukaryota; Fungi; Basidiomycota; Pucciniomycetes; Pucciniales; Melampsoraceae
Exons: 2
Coding region: 1-624 (207 amino acids)
Source: RefSeq, a predicted model, not a curated record